AUGUAUAAUUUUGGGGAGUAUGAGGAUAUGUCCAUUUCUCCAUACUGGACAAGGGUUAUGGUGAUUGCAGUUCGGUCCUUUCGGAGUUCUACCAUGCUCCAGGUAAGUCCAUGUGGGUUGUUGCGUCCGUCUUGGGCCAAAACUGUUCCUCAGUCCAAUCCCAGAUCUCCAAGAAUUCCCGGACCUCAGAGAAAAGGGAAAGUGAGGGACAGCCGAGAGAAGACCGCAAGAACAGGCAUGGAGUUGAACAUUGUUAAUAUCUUAAGUUACAACACUUGU
Dicrocoelium dendriticum is the source of this 279-nucleotide messenger RNA. Lineage: Eukaryota; Metazoa; Platyhelminthes; Trematoda; Plagiorchiida; Dicrocoeliidae. The record is from the annotation of a GenBank genome assembly.